AUGUCCGAAAAAGGUCCAUGUACUAAUACAAAUUGUGAUAAUGAAAUAAAAGAAUUAUAUAAAUGUCAUUGUUGUUUAAAACGUGUAUGUUUAACUCAUUUGAUUGAACAUGUUGAAAUAAGAAAACAAAAUAAACAACGAUUAGAUAAUCUUUGUUAUGAAUUAAAUACAGGUAUAAAUACACUUAAUUUAAUUGUUGAAGAAAAAUUAUUUAUUAUUAAACGUGAGCAAAACUUGAUUGAACAAGCCAAACAACUUGUUAAUACAUCUAAUAGUACAAUUGCUGAACUACAGAAUAGUAUCGAACAAAUUAACUUAGCUAUACUAUCAAAUCGCCCAGAAGAAAUUAUGUUGAAAGUCGAACCUAUAUUAUCCGAAAUGAAAGAUUGUUCGUGUGUUUCUGAAUGUAAUAUGGAAACUAUCAAUUCAAAUGAUAUAACAAAAGAAGUUGAAAUCUCUGAAGAUGAUAAACAUUCAACUUCUAUCAAUCAUGAUGUUUUAAAUAGUAUUUCAUCCAAUGAAAAUAUGGAAUUUGAUAAGAACAAGUACGUAAAUGAAGAAAAAAAGAAAAGUAAACGAAAAUCAUACAGAGCAAUUGUGGAUGAAUGUCCAUUAAUAUUUGAUGGAGUAUAUGGUCUUACUAAAUCAAAUCAUUUAAUUGAAUUUUGUGAAUAUGAAAAAGAUUGUCGAGUCUUACUUUAUAAUCAUUUCAUCAGAAAACAUAAAUUAAAAGAAAUUUGUGCUAAACGUUUAACAGAAGCUGUUGCUGAUAAUCUUGAUCCAAGAACAACAAAAUUAUUUAAUGAAAAUGAAAGUAUAAUUGAUUAUCUUUGGGAAGUUCCAUGUCCUUUUAUAAACGGAACACUUGACUUACCAGAAUAUCGUCAAAAAUAUACAAAAAAUAUCCCAUGUUCACAUAAAUUAGUUCGACUUGAUCAUUUAAAAAAUCAUUUACGAUGUCAUCAUGAUGUUGAAAAUAGAUUUGCACAAAAGUUAGUUGAUGUUUUCAAAGAGCUUCGAUCAAAAUAUAAUACAACGACAUCUUUAUUUAUUCCAUCAACAUGA
Messenger RNA from Rotaria sp. Silwood1, 1065 nucleotides. The record is from the annotation of a GenBank genome assembly. Lineage: Eukaryota; Metazoa; Rotifera; Eurotatoria; Philodinida; Philodinidae.